AUGGACACGGACACGGACAUCGAGGAGGAUAUUGAAAAGAAGAACAAUGAUGAAAAGAAGAACAAUUAUGAAAAGAAGAAAAAUGAUAAAAAGAAGUACAAUGAUCAAAAGAAGAAAAAUGAUGAAAAGAAGAACAAUCAUGAAAAUAAGAAAAAUGACUCGGCUACUGACACGGACACGGACAGCGAGGAGGAUAGGAUCGAAAAGAACGUGCAAGAGAGGGUGGAGAGGUAUGAAGAGGAGAUGAGGAGGAAGUGGCGAGAAAGAAAGGAGGCGUUGCAAGUGAAGAUGGAAAAGGAAAUCGACGAUCGAGUGAAUGCCAGAUUGCAGGCGGAGUUGGAGUUGCGGAGAGGCCGACCCCAGUACAGACCAGCAGACCAUCACUAUCAUCAUCAUCCUAGCAAUUACCGCAGAGCACCCUCAUCACCACCAUUCCACCCGUCGAAGAGGCAACGUCCCACUAGGGACAAAAGAACCGACCAGCAGAGAAGACGCUACGAAUGA
Messenger RNA from Frankliniella occidentalis (western flower thrips), 504 nucleotides. Its product is annotated as ring-infected erythrocyte surface antigen-like. The transcript has 4 exons. Bases 1 to 504 code for a protein of 167 amino acids. The record is from RefSeq and is a predicted model, not a curated record. Lineage: Eukaryota; Metazoa; Arthropoda; Insecta; Thysanoptera; Thripidae.